Alternaria viburni is the source of this 381-nucleotide messenger RNA. RefSeq lists its product as uncharacterized. Lineage: Eukaryota; Fungi; Ascomycota; Dothideomycetes; Pleosporales; Pleosporaceae. The transcript is spliced from 2 exons. Bases 1 to 381 code for a protein of 126 amino acids. The record is from RefSeq and is a predicted model, not a curated record.
AUGCCGGGAGCUAGUCCAAGAGCCCCGAUCGUAAAUAAGAACAUCUCCCCAAAGCCUGAGGCACUUCCAACGCGAAGGUUGGCAGCAGCGCCGGAAAAUUCUGCUGGAGUGGAGGUACUAGGCGAUGCACUAAUGGUAGUUGAUGUAGCGGCUUCCGAGGAAGUUGCAUCUUCUGAAGAUGUGGUCGCCCUUGAUGAUGACGAGGCAAUCCUAGACGUUGAUGCAGGGGCCAAAGUCGAACUCGGUAGUGGUGUUGCCUCAACCGUAGGCGUCUCUGACUGUGUCUCUAGAGCAACGCUGAUCGAGGCACUGAUAGAUUCGGCCGCAGAAUUGGCGGCGCCCACAUCCGAUGCUGUCAGCGAGAAGUAUGUCAACGAGUAG